Messenger RNA from Plasmodium knowlesi strain H, 1476 nucleotides. RefSeq names its product Plasmodium exported protein (PHIST), unknown function. The coding region runs from base 1 to 1476 and encodes 491 amino acids. The transcript has 2 exons. NCBI's taxonomy places the organism in Eukaryota, Apicomplexa, Aconoidasida, Haemosporida, Plasmodiidae. The record is from RefSeq and is a predicted model, not a curated record.
AUGGCACAUACAAAUGAAAUAAUCAUCAACGGCGCAUCAUCAAGGUCGAUGCAAUCCCAAUGUGGUAAUUACCAAAUUGUAACAGCUAGGCAAGAAAGAAAAAUGGACGAAAGAAAAAGUACACAACGAUCGUCCUUUUUCACUAAAAGAACUGCUAUGUUGUUUUUUGUUGUUGCUUGCAUCUUUUUAAAGCACCAGGAUGAUGCUCGAAGACAGGGUGUGAAUGCUUCAUUACAAGUACAUAAUAAAGUAGGUAGAAAUUUAUCAAGCAAAGAAGAAGCAACUCCAUCAGGACCAAAUGACCACAGAUUGGGACAGACGGAAGAUCAUUCUGAAGGAGGAAGACAAGCUUCUCCUGCAGUAGGGGAAAUGGAAUAUCCUAAUGUAAGACAAGACGUUCAAAAACCGGCAGAACAGGAAGCGCCACUAUUUGGGGAGAGGACCAAUUAUAUCACAGAUGGUGAUUCAGGUAAUUAUGCCAUCUUUGAGAGUCUCUGUAAGAAUUCAUUUAAUGAUAAUAAGAAAAAAAAGAAAGGAAAAAAAGAAAUAGAAGAAGAAAAAAAGAAGGAAGAGGCACUUCUGAAGGAAAAGGAAAAAAGUCAGAAUAAGCUAAGUAUAGGAAACACAAAAGUCUACAGUGGUCCACUCGCUGCCUUAGAGAAAUAUGAAGAUGAACUGGAAGAAGAACGUAAAAGAUCUUUAAGAUAUGACAAGGAAGAACGAAGGAAAAAUAAAGAGCGUGAGGAAUACGAAAAAAUAGAAAAAUGGGGAAUGGACAAAAAAGUAGUGGUAGAAAAUGAUGAUAAUUAUUUAGAACAAAUAUCAGAGAAACGCAAAAGAUCUUUACGAUAUGACGAGGAAGAACAUAUAGAUGAUGAGGAAGAAAUGAAUGAACUGUUAUUUGGGGAAUUUAAAAAAUGGGAAAAUUAUGGAACGCAUACCAUCCCUUCUUCUCACUACGAAGUGUUAUGUUUUGAGGAUAGAUUGAACGAUUAUGAAAUAAAUAAAGAAUUAAAUGAAAUGGAAGAAAUGCCUAAAAAAUGCGAAUUAGUUUCUCUUUACUGGCAAUCAUUCAUGAAUGAAAAGCGCAAAUAUAUUAAUGCUAACAAACGUCUGUUCAAAAAAUUUUUAGAAUUAAAAAAAAAACAAAAUUUCGAUACUAUGGGAAAAUGUAAUAAUAAAUGGAAAAAAUGUAGUAAAAUAGUUGGUACUAACUUUAAAGAACAACGCGAAUAUGUUAAUGAUGUAUUUUAUUCACAUAUGACAAAGGAAAAUUUGAGCAAAGAUGAAUUUAAAGAGAUUUUGGGCCACGUUAGGGAUUCAUGGAAAGAGUUGACCCUUAAGGUGACGCAAGAAUGUGCAGCUCUUUUGGAAGAACCAAUUGUCCCGGAUGUCAAAAUCCUUGAUUAUGACCCUUAUUAUGGACACGGAUAUUUUAAAGUUACACGUAUGAGCAGCCCCGAAGUGAGCUCCUAA